UGACUCUCAAAGGGACAAAACCACGGACCCACCAGUCGGAGGACGGCUGCGCAGACAUUUAAUGUAAUUUAUCCGUGACAUGAGGCAGAGAGGGGAAGUGUCUGUGUGUGUGUGUGUCUGUGUCUGUGUCAGUGGGUGGGAUGUAAACCGUCAUUUCCGCCGCUCGGUUAGUCGUGUCCGGGGUUAGUGUGAAGGGAUCGGCCGUUUCUCUCCCUUCAAACCGACGACCGCAGCAGCAACAGCCGCCGCCGCCGCCUCCCCCCUCGGUGGUAAACCGUCAAAUCUCCGUCUCUGCCUCGACACCCGUCGCGGCGUCCGAUGUUGUCCGAUUGUCUCCUCGCCAAGUAAUAAGGUGGUGGUGGGGGGGAGAGAGAGAGAGAGAGAGGGCGUCCAACCACCAGAACUGCCGGACAUUGCUGGAUGUUCCUCUGAUGAAGUACUCUGCGGUUCUUUAGAUCGUAGCAACAUGAAAUAACCAUUGAAAUUCAGCUAAAUAGGAAUAGAUUUUUUGUUUGAAUGUGCUGUGGAACAUACACCAGCCCUAAAUAGUUUGAAUUCAGAUUUCUAACUUUAUUUCAAGUUUUAAUUAAAAUGUCAGAGGAAAAAGGAGCAACAUCUCAAAAUGUAGACGUAAGGCCUAAAAUCAACCGAGGCAGAAGUACUGAUCAUAAGGAUGGUUAUGCUUGGAGUGGUAAGCGGUCACGUUCAACUAAAACGGAGGCUUCUUCAGAUAGUGAGGAGAGACAAGCACCUGGAAAACAGUCAAUCCCUUCACGAAGAAGGGAAAGAAGAUUGAGCUCCUCUUCCAGACAAGAUGUUGAUGAUUGUGUAUGCAAGCUACCUAGUCGAUCACUGAAACAGAAGAUCCAAGAUGCAAUAGUUCAGUGUUUCCCAGUUAAAGUGCAUAACCAUAAACAUUCUGCAGCUCUCACUUCAAAAAGGAAAAUUCACAUUAGUGAACUGAUGUUGGAUAGAUGCCCUUUUCCAGUUGAUUCUGAGCUCGCUCAGAAAUGGCACUUGAUUAAAUGGCACGCUGUUCCAGGGACUCAAAGGUGUGGGAUUUGGGGAGCAUCAGCAGUAGGAUUUGCUGAUGAUGAGGAUGAUAGGCUACGGGAAAGACGUAGAAUGAGCAUUGAACAAGGUGUUGAUCCUCCUCCGAAUGCACAAAUUCACACAUUCGAAGUAAUAUCCCAGACCAAUACACUGCACGGCCCAAAGUUACCACUUGGGAUAAAUGAAUUGACCUCUGAGAGAGGGUUUCAUUUUCAAAGCAAUGAAAUUGACUCUGAUGACGAAGUGUUGACUCUUUGCACACAGUCUCGAAAGCAGAACAGAGCAAAAAUGGGUUCUGAUGAGGGAAUCAAUCAACCAAUUGCACUUCAUAAAGACCAUACCCAGAUUGACUACAUUCACUGCCUAGUUCCAGAUCUAUUUUGGAUCAGUAAGAAUCCAAGCUAUUGGGGUGUUAUGGAUAGAUAUGGUGCUGAGGCUUUGUUGGAAGGUAAACCAGAAGGAACAUAUCUGCUUAGAGACUCGGCCCAAGAGGACUAUCUAUUUUCUGUCAGUUUCAGACGUUAUAGCCGCUCUCUCCAUGCCAGAAUUGAACAAUGGAAUUACAAUUUCAGCUUUGAUGCUCAUGAUCCCUGUGUCUUUCAUGCACCUAGUGUAACUGGUCUCUUGGAACAUUACAAGGACCCAAACUCCUGUAUGUUUUUUGAGCCACUGUUGUCACUUCCACUGAACAGGACCUUUCCCUUUUCACUUCAGCACCUCUGUAGAGCUGUAAUUUGCAGCUAUACUACCUAUGAUGGCAUUCAUAGUCUUUCCGUGCCACCAGCAAUGAAAACGUACUUGAAGGAAUACCACUACAAACAAAAAGUCCGAGUGCUCAGGUUCGAUGAACUGUAGCGGUAACGUGGAUCAGCAGAAAACUGAUGGCCUACGAUAAAUUCUAAUUUAUAAAACACCAUGAGCAUUACUAAUCCAUAAAGAAAUUAGUCAGUGUUUGUCUUAAAUAGGAGUUUACUGGCACAGUAUUUUGAUAAGAUACUUUUUAUGGACUUUAACAUUAUUCUCUAUUGUAUUCAAACAUUCCCAUUUUAUUUCCUCUUGUUUUACACCAGUGCAUUUAAACUACUGUACUUUGUCAGAUGAAAUAUUUAUUUGACUUUUCCUCAUGACACUCAGCUCUUAUGGUUUUACCUGCGAAGGACUUUGUCAUUUCAUCCAUCUGAAAACCAAUGUAUUGAGUUAGAUCUCAAGACUAAACAAGUUCAUUUCUGAAGUCAUUUCAAAACAUCAAAGAAUUGAAUGUAUAACCACAAUUUUAUUUGCACUGUUUUUAUACUUUUACAAAUGUAUUAAUCCAUAUUUUUUAGAGCUCGACAAGUGUAACAAAAUACAAUACGAAUGUAACCUGAGUUAUUGCACUGUAACUUUCCAAUUCAUUUUACAUGAGUAAAAACUAACAAAA
This is a messenger RNA of Callorhinchus milii (elephant shark), 2473 nucleotides long. RefSeq names its product suppressor of cytokine signaling 4. The record is from RefSeq and is a predicted model, not a curated record. Gene Ontology annotation, biological process: phosphatidylinositol phosphate biosynthetic process; intracellular signal transduction. Gene Ontology annotation, molecular function: 1-phosphatidylinositol-3-kinase regulator activity. Gene Ontology annotation, cellular component: phosphatidylinositol 3-kinase complex. The transcript has 2 exons. The coding region runs from base 592 to 1908 and encodes 438 amino acids. Lineage: Eukaryota; Metazoa; Chordata; Chondrichthyes; Chimaeriformes; Callorhinchidae.